AUGAUAGCCCCCUGGAGUUUAUCUUGGCCGUUUGGAGGAAUAUCGGCAGCACCAUCUUCGAGGAAAAGUAGUGUCGAAACAGUACGCCCAAGUGUGGGGGACCCAUUUAGAGGAGCUGGAGCAGCGGACUCGACCGUAGGAAGCGAUUGCGGCCCUGGGGCAGGGGGCGCAACCGUAGGAAACGACUGCUGCCCUACGGCAGCGGACUCGCCUGCAUCAAACGAUUGCGACCCCAUUAAGGCGGACGCAAUCGUAGGAAACGAUUGCCACCCUAGCCCAGUGGCAUCAAUCGUAGAAAACGUUUGCAGCCGUGCCGUAGCGCAGCCGACUGUAGGAACCGAUUGCGGCCCUGUGGCAGGGGACGCAACCGUAGGAAACGACUGCUGCCCUACGGCAGCGGACUCGCCUGCAUCAAACGAUUGCGGCCCCGUUAAGGCGGACGCAACCGUAGGAAACGAUUGCGACCCUACCGCAGAGGCUUCAACCGUAGAAAACGUUUGCAGCCGUGCCGUAGCGCAGCCGACUGUAGGAACCGAUUGCUGCCCUGGGGCAGGGGACGCAACCGUAGGAAACGACUGCUGCCCUACGGCAGCGGACUCGCCUGCAUCAAACGAUUGCGGCCCCGUUAAGGCGGACGCAACCGUAGGAAACGAUUGCGACCCUACCGCAGAGGCUUCAACCGUAGAAAACGAUUGCGACCCUACCGCAGAGGCUUCAACCGUUGAAAACGUUUGCGGCCCUGCCGUAGCCCAGCCGACUGUAGGAAACGAUUGCUGCCCUGGGGCAGCAGAUUCAACCGAAGGAAACGAUUGCGUCGGCUGUUCUUCGUCUAAAAACUGCAUUUCUCCAAAGGGAUCUCGCAGCCAUUCUUCUUCAUCUAGGCCUUCAUGA
This is a messenger RNA of Eimeria maxima, 891 nucleotides long. Its product is annotated as Mucin 12Ea, related. NCBI's taxonomy places the organism in Eukaryota, Apicomplexa, Conoidasida, Eucoccidiorida, Eimeriidae. The transcript has a single exon. The coding region runs from base 1 to 891 and encodes 296 amino acids. The record is from RefSeq and is a predicted model, not a curated record.